AUGGCUGGUAAGGUGAAAUGGGUGACUGACAUAGAGAAGUCUGUGCUCAUCAACAACUUUGAAAAGAGAGGAUGGAUCCAAGUGUCUGAUACCGAGGACUGGAACUUCUACUGGAUGAGUGUCCAGACCAUCCGGAGUGUCUUCAGCGUGGACACCGGGUACCGCCUGUCGGACGACCAGAUGGUCAACCACUUCCCCAACCACUACGAGCUCACCCGGAAGGACCUGAUGAUCAAGAACAUCAAACGCUACAGGAAGGAGCUGGAGAAGGAGGGCAGCCCGCUGGCAGAGAAGGACGAAAAUGGGAAAUACCUCUAUCUAGACUUUGUCCCUGUGACGUUCAUGCUCCCAUCGGACUACAACCUGUUCGUGGAGGAGUUCCGGAAGAGCCCGUCCAGCACCUGGAUCAUGAAGCCGUGCGGGAAGGCCCAGGGCAAAGGCAUAUUCCUCAUCAACAAACUGUCCCAGAUAAAGAAGUGGUCGCGGGACAGCCGAACCUCCACGUUUGUGGCGGCCUCUAGUGGUAAAGAAGCAUAUGUCAUUUCCCUGUACAUCGACAAUCCACUGCUAAUCGGUGGGAAGAAGUUUGACCUGCGUCUCUACGUGCUGGUAACGACUUACCGCCCCCUUAAGUGCUACAUGUAUAAACUGGGAUUUUGCAGAUUUUGCACAGUGAAAUAUACUCCCAGCACCAGUGAACUGGACAACAUGUUUGUGCAUCUCACAAACGUAGCUAUACAGAAACAUGGGGAUGACUAUAAUCAUGUCCAUGGGGGCAAGUGGACAGUCAGCAACCUGCGCCUCUACCUGGAGAGCACCAGAGGAAAGGAGGUGACCAACAGGCUGUUUGACCAGAUCUACUGGAUCAUGGUCCAGUCCCUGAAGGCUGUGGCACCAGUCAUGAACAAUGACAAGCACUGUUUCGAAUGCUAUGGCUAUGACAUCAUCAUCGAUGACAAGCUGAAGCCCUGGCUGAUAGAGGUGAACGCCUCUCCCUCGCUCACCUCCAGCACGGCCAAUGACCGCAUCCUGAAAUACAACCUGAUGAACGACACGCUGAACAUUGUCACGCCCAACGGCGAGAUCCCCGACUGCCGCUGGAACCGAAGCCCGCCCAAAGAGGCGCUAGGGAACUACCAAGUUUUGUACGACGAGGAGCAGGCUCAGAGCGAAAGUGCCGAGCGUGACCUGAGGAGCCGCUCUGGACAGUCCCUGGGGUCAAAGGGUACGAGGGCCAACAGCGUGCGCCCCGCGCCAGCCACCUGGAAGUGAUGCACGCAACACAACGGGGGUGUGAAGUCACGCUCAGCGCCCCAAAACGCCCCUCUCUGCCUUUCCUCCCUCCUCCUCUUCCUCCUCCUUCUCAGAGGAAGUGAGGUCAGGGCCGCCGGCCGCCCGGAGACCAGGCCGCUGGAACCCGCCCCGUCCAGCGUUCUGACAACCGUUUGUACCCACACCACAACAAGAGGGGGAGAAAAGAGACAGAGAAAGAGGAACUCCAAAACUGAGAGUACAGUUAUGUAGUAGACCCCUGCAUGAUAUGACCCCCUUCCUUCAGCACAGCCAGUUAGAGAAAGAUAGGGAGAGAGAGAGAGAGAGAGAGAGAGAGAGGAGACCAGCGAGCCUGGUUGUACAGUUUGUUGUUAGGCCCAGCCUGCAUGACUAGCAUGGCGUUGCUCCAGUUCGGCAGUACAGGCACGUAAGAACCUGUGUCUCUCCACAUUGUAAAAGAGCCAAGUGAGCCAGAAUUUUAUUAAGCUUUUUGUAUAUAAGCAAGGACAGCAAGUUAUUAGAGAGUAUGUGUAUGUGUGUUUAAAUGCAAUGUUG
This is a messenger RNA of Megalops cyprinoides (Indo-Pacific tarpon), 1827 nucleotides long. RefSeq names its product tubulin tyrosine ligase-like family, member 1 (gene ttll1). The record is from RefSeq and is a predicted model, not a curated record. Gene Ontology annotation, biological process: protein polyglutamylation; microtubule cytoskeleton organization. Gene Ontology annotation, molecular function: tubulin binding; tubulin-glutamic acid ligase activity. Gene Ontology annotation, cellular component: cilium. The transcript is spliced from 9 exons. Bases 1 to 1272 code for a protein of 423 amino acids. NCBI's taxonomy places the organism in Eukaryota, Metazoa, Chordata, Actinopteri, Elopiformes, Megalopidae.